Molecule: messenger RNA, 261 nt
Organism: Parascedosporium putredinis
Lineage: Eukaryota; Fungi; Ascomycota; Sordariomycetes; Microascales; Microascaceae
Source: the annotation of a GenBank genome assembly
AUGAGUUCACUUGGGGGCCCGGGAAACCGGCCAACUACCAAGCCGACGCCCCCACAACGUGGCAGUUUUCCAUUAGACCAUGAUGGGGAGUGCAAACAUCUCAUGGCAACAUAUCUUGCGUGCAUCACCAAGGUGCAAGGUGAAAAUAAGCCUGAGUGCCGUGGCUUAGCAAAGGAAUACCUCUCUUGUCGCAUGGAUCGAAACCUAAUGGCUAGAGAUGACUUCAAAAUCUUGGUUUCCGAAAUGAUGAGGCCCAAGUGA